AUGGAUCCAACCUCAGGCUAUACCAUUUUCGAAUUCCCUUCACCAUACUCCCUAUACGUCGCAGGUGAUGAAUGGAGCUGGGACGAAGGCACAGCAUUUUUCGAUGAAUGGGAAGAAACCCAUCUAAAUGACUCAACAACCAGCAUACUUGAAGAAUUCGUGACCGCACAAAUAAAGGGCAAGGGAAAAGCAACCAGAAUUGAAGCAGAUGUGAAAGUCGGAUCUUUUAAUCAGAUAUUCCGCUUUACUUUCGAAGACAAAACAGAUGUUAUUCUCCGCAUGCCGAAGCCAGGGCACUCAUUUGUUCUCCUGAUGGAAGAAAAAGUCCGAAACGAAGUCGCCUGGAUGAAAUGUUUCAAAGAGAAAACCAGUAUGCGAAUCGCACAUAUCUAUACAUCUAGUGUUGAUUUACCCAAAUCCGAAUGGCCACUUGGUAUUCCCUUUAUAUUGAUGGAAUUUCUGAAGGGGAAAAGUCUACGGAAUUUCCUCUGUGAUAACCUCCCUGAUGCUGGGGAGAGUGAAGAAUCCGAUGCACUGCGGAUGACUGCUUAUGAAGAUGUGGCUCAGUUCCUGAUUGAACUUCGGAGUAUAUCUCUUGAUCGAAUUGGGUCUAUUACGCAGAAUGCUUUGAAUGAAUGGGUUGUUACUGAGCGUCCACUCACCAUGGACAGGGAGUUAGCGAAUUCCGAUAUCCCCAAUUACCCGGUCGAAAGAUGGUCCAAGGGACCAUUUACAUGCUGCAGCGACUACGUCAAAUAUAAUCUUUCCGAGCAUCACCACCUGCUGAAAGAUAUACGCAACAUUAAUAUGCCACGCGAAAAGGAAAAUGGCAAAUCUGUGCAAAAAGCUAGGGGAAUAGAAAACAUCGACUUCAAAGAGGCGGCCAAUAUAGCCCGAGCCCGGUUUUUAAGUUAUCCGGCAUUCGCAAAGAUGGCUACUGAGCUCUACAAUCUAAAUGAUGAGUAUGAAAACGGUCCCUUUCUACCUUCAAAUGUGGAUUUUGAUCCAAGGAAUUUGCUCGUCGACCCAGACACGGGAAAAGUGAUAGGCAUGAUAGAUCUGGAAUUCAACAAUACCAUGCCGGCACGAUACUCGCACGACCCGCCGCAGUGGCUAGCUAUUGCUUUGCCAAAGGCAGCAUUGGAGAUAGGCGCGUUGAAAUGGUGGAAAGCGCAGUAUGAGAUGGCCUUGGAUCUUUUUCUGAAAGCGAUGAAAACAGUCGAGGAGCAGAUGGGGGAUCAACUAGAUCGUGCUCAGAGGCCGUUGUCGGAUUUGAUGCAGGAAUCAUAUGAUUCUGGCGCUUUCUGGAUUAAUAUGGGCCUUGAGAAUAUUACGUUGUGGGAUAGUAUCUAUUGGGAGAUUUUUUAUAGGGCUCGUCCUAAGCAUAGGCUUUAUCGGGCUCCGUAUUCUGAUGACGAGGUAGAACAUGAGAUGGAGGAAUAUGUAAAGUUUAGUGAUGGACAGAUCGUUGAUUAUGAGAAGACUAGAGAAGAAAAGAAGCAACAGUAUGAGGUGGAAUCUGAGAAGGAGGAGGAGUUUGAGAAGGAGGAGGAGUUUGAGAAGGAGGAGGAGUCCGAGAAGGAGAAGGAGUCGUCUGAGAAGCAGGAAGAGAAAUCAAAGGAGAAACAGGAGGAGAAUGAGGAAAAGGAGAAUGAAAUCACAAUGCAUGGAGAGGAGAUUAUGAAGCAUGAAGAGGAUAUCAUGGUGCACGAGGAGGAAAUCAUGAUAGAUGUAUGA
This is a messenger RNA of Penicillium angulare, 1737 nucleotides long. Its product is annotated as phosphotransferase enzyme family protein. Lineage: Eukaryota; Fungi; Ascomycota; Eurotiomycetes; Eurotiales; Aspergillaceae. The record is from RefSeq and is a predicted model, not a curated record. Bases 1 to 1737 code for a protein of 578 amino acids. The transcript has a single exon.